Molecule: messenger RNA, 1233 nt
Organism: Trichosporon asahii var. asahii CBS 2479
Lineage: Eukaryota; Fungi; Basidiomycota; Tremellomycetes; Trichosporonales; Trichosporonaceae
Product: cyclin
Exons: 2
Coding region: 1-1233 (410 amino acids)
Biological process (GO): regulation of cyclin-dependent protein serine/threonine kinase activity
Cellular component (GO): cyclin-dependent protein kinase holoenzyme complex; nucleus
Molecular function (GO): cyclin-dependent protein serine/threonine kinase regulator activity; protein kinase binding
Source: RefSeq, a predicted model, not a curated record
AUGCCCCGCGAUCCUAUCCACCCCGCAUCUCUCUUGCGACUGUCGGCCCACGACCCGACCGUUGUCCACUCGCUGAAGAACAAGGUUCCGCCAGAGUUCUUUGACUUCGUCGCGUCUCAAUGUGAGGCUGUCAUCCGCAUCGAGGACGAGCCCCUCCCCACUCCUCCGCUCUCUCCACGAACCCUUCCCCCCUCCCCUGGUCAGGCUGGUCCUUCGCGCUGGUGGGAGGCCCCUCUUCCGCGCAAGGGCGAGUAUGACGAGCUUCCCACACUCUCCGACUUCAUUCGCGGUCUCGUCGUUCAGUCGAAUGUCCAGAUGCCUACCCUCUCCGUUGUACUCGUCUACCUCAACCGGCUAAAGCAGCGCCUUCCCCCAGUCGCCCACGGCAUGAAGUGCACACGGCAUCGCGUCUUCCUCGCUGUCCUCAUCUGUGCAGCCAAGUACCUUAACGACUCAAGCCCGAAGAACAUGCACUGGCAGCGUUACGCCCGCUUCUUCUCCCUUGCCGAGGUCAAUCUCAUGGAGAAGCAGCUUUUGUACAUUCUGGACUACCACCUUGGCGUCGAGGAGUCGGCCCUCAUCACCCACAUGCGACCAUUCUGGGCUGAGCAGUCCCGAGUGGCUGCCGCUCGCGAGGCCGAAGCUCAGGCUCAGGCUCAGGCGCAGGCGCAGGUCGUUUAUCAGCCCCUCUCCCCUCCCCCAACCCCGACUACGAAGGCAACCUUCUCUUCCGUCAACAUCCCCUCCGCAUCUCGCUUUCCCGUUCCCCCGCGACACACCCCGGUCAUGCCCCGCCCCUCUACACGAUCUGCGGCGGCCGCAUCCGCACCCGUACCUCUCCACGCCCCACCUACCUCGAAGGAGCCUCACGACUACUUCGUCGCCUCGCACCCCACGAUCCACAUCCACGCGGCGUCAGGACAUCAGAAGUCGUCGCCGAUCCACUCCUUCUCGCGCCUUCAGCUUGAGGAGGCCGAAACACCGGCACUUCUUCGUCGCGACUCGGCCGGAAGCACUUGCUCCUCUUGCAGCAGCUGCUCGACGCAGUCGCCGCACUUUGAUGAAGGCGAGGCUUCCGUCGUCACCAUCCGCAAGGGCUCUGUCUUGAGCGCGUACGACAUGAUGAUGGAGCAGCACGAGCUAUCGCCCGCUGCUCCAUCACCGAAGUGGAGGAAGCUUGGCUUCAGGCAUGCGCAGGCGCAGCUCAUCUCGGCGCGGAGGAACGCUUUGUAA